This is a messenger RNA of Anolis carolinensis (green anole), 3468 nucleotides long. It is a transcript of the gene tp53i11, whose product is annotated as tumor protein p53 inducible protein 11. The record is from RefSeq and is a predicted model, not a curated record. The transcript is spliced from 8 exons. Lineage: Eukaryota; Metazoa; Chordata; Lepidosauria; Squamata; Anolidae. Bases 322 to 891 code for a protein of 189 amino acids.
UCCUGCUCCGGGCCCGUCCGUCCAUCCGUCUCUCCCCGGCGGCGCUUCUCCCGGGAAGUCGCAAGAUGUGACGGCGGCGGCGGCGGCGGCGGCGGCGAGGAGCGCUUUGCUUUGUUUGGCGGGGUCCGCACCCUGUGGGCGGAACAUGCUUGAAACCUCUGCUGGUGAGACACCAACUGAUGCCCUUCUCACCUCUUCCAUUGCCUUCCUCUGCAUGGCUCGCUCCUGGACAACCAGAGCUGUUGCAGCAGUUGUUGCAAGAGUGGGUGGCUGGGAACGAAUCAAACUUCUGCCCAAACCAGCGACUACCCACAAGUCACGAUGGCAACCAAGCAACCUCCCCCUCUGAUGAAGAAGCACAGCCAGACAGACCUCGUGAGCCGACUGAAGACACGGAAGAUCCUAGGCGUUGGCGGGGAGGAUGAUGAUGGUGAAGUUCAUAGAUCAAAGAUCAGUCAAGUCCUAGGCAAUGAAAUUAAAUUUGCUGUGAGGGAACCUUUGGGACUCAGGGUUUGGCAAUUUAUAUCGGCCAUCAUUUUUUCUGGGGUUGCCAUCAUGGCCCUCAUCUUUCCUGAGCAGCUCUACGAUGCUGUCUUCGAAGAAGAAUCAGUUAACAGUAAGAUGCCAGUUCGUCUGUAUGGAGGAGCCUUGCUUAGUAUCUCCCUCAUCAUGUGGAAUGUUUUGUACACAGUUGAGAAGGCCAUCAUCCGUUGGACCCUGUUGUCAGAAGCAUGUUACUUUGGUGUACAGUUCUUGGUUACUACAAUCACACUGAUUGAAAGUGGCCGAGCAUCCACAGGAGCGAUCCUCCUCCUCACCAGCCGGGUCAUCUUUGUACUUAUCAGCCUUUAUUAUUAUUAUCAAGUUGGACGCAGGCCCAAGAAAAUCUAAUCUCAAAGACUUCUGGGAUGUGGGCGGGGCAUGGGUAAAGGGGCUUGUCAUCACUUUUACAUUCUUUUUUUGGUACAUUUUUAUGUUUUGUCUUUCAAAUUGGACUUUCGUAUGGCAUGCCUCGAUGUAUACAUCCAGAACUAGUGUUUACUGCUACCACCAGAGAUGAAAGAGGAGAGAUCAAAGCCAGUCUGGAGACUGAUGGAAGGCUAAAGUAGGCAAGAAAAGACACUGUGGGGCUAUCAAGGGCUAAUCAGAUCUAGUGGUUGUGGGGGGAUUCGUUUUACAGAGAAAAGUGGCACAUGAACAAAGUGCAGGAGCAUGUGAAAAUGGAGUAGUCUAUCAAAGUUGGAUUCAAAGCACAAAGGCUGCCAAAUAACCCUUGUGAAUGCUGAACUGGCGGACAGCCGUGGCCUGCAGACUGAAAGCUGUGCUGACAGCCCUGAAAGAAGUGUCUUUCCCCAGAGAGAGCAAAGGAGAAUUUUUUAAGGUGGCCAGAUGAAAAUAUCUGGACCACCUUCUCCUACAUGGACCAGUCCUUGUUCUGUACUUCCUGAGGGCUGCUUGUACUGGUUAAUUUUUUCAGGUACCAGGCAUUAAAGAAUUCCCCACUCCAUCUCAUGAUUCCAGAUAUAACAUAAGGAAAGGGGAAACAUGAGAGAGACCAAGAAAGAAAUCAUCUAUUCACACCAAUCAUUAACACUAAUGUGUGAAUACAGGAUAUUAGAGAUUGCUGCCCUUCAUUCCCUUAUACAGCAAUGGAAAAUACAUUUUUAUCUGUUUUGAAACACAAUUAUAGUUAAGAAGCCAAGGAAAUUUCAGGAAUGUGCUACUGUGAACAGUGGUCAUAUGUAUUCCCUAGGCUAAUUUAGUGCAUACACUGCAGUGAUGUUUGCAUUGGCCCUUUGGGUUUAGUGAUUGGUUCAGUCUUCUAUGAGAAGAAAUAUUUGACUUACCUGUAAGAUAGUACUUUCCAUUAUGAAGGGAUAAUCAUAUUUAUGUAGGUUGCUACCAUUUACUCCAAUGGGCAGGAAAUCCUUUUCUGAGAGUAUCCACUAUGGAGAGCAUAUGGAGAGCAAAUUGGACUUUCUUAUGGCAUGCUUCAAUGUAUAUAUCCAGAACUGGUGUUUACAGUCCAAUCAAUAUUUCAGCUUCUAUUUUAGUGAGUUUUUCAGAAUAUGACAUUUUGUCAGUUGCUGCUAUCCUAAUCCUCCUCCUUUAUUGCCCCAAAAGCCUGUAAAGUUUAGUGACAAGGAAACCAGUUUGGGAGGCCCUUCCCUUUCCUGACUGUGUAUAUGAAAUACUUCCCGAACACCAGCCUCUGACCCCCAGGGUUGGCAGGACAUUUGGCUCAUCACCACUGGAAAUGACUCAUCUUGCACAUAAGAAAAAUGUUUAUUUUCCCAACAAUGAAAAGAGGAGCAUCCUUCUGUGGGACUUGUCAGGUGGAUAGACUAAAGGCUGUGACCUAUUAUGACUUCACUAUUUGCUAUCCAAGGAAAAAGCAUUCACUUUCCACUGUGUUGGGGCAGGUUAGGAUCUUGAAAAUUCAGAUAGGCUGAGUCCUAAAGUCUUAACUGACCUUCCCAAUAAGAUAUUAAAGUUUUCAGGCUGGAACAGUCUGAUGUACUACUAGAGUGUCAUCAAAAAUGAGCCUCUAUACUUGGCUCAUUUUGGGAUGGGUGUUGGCAUCGCUCCCUCACCCACAGACACCAGAGUAUCCCCUCAGUCUAAUUCUGCUCAAAAGAACUGACAGAGAAGCUUUAGUGCUUCCCUACUCACUAAUUCCUAAUGCCCAUGUGGCUUCCUGACACUCACAAGGGGUGGGGGAGGAGAGAGAUGUAUAUGUUAAGGAAAGUUUAGAAGUUGAAGAGUAAGACAGAUGGGAUAGGAUAAGCUAUGGAAAGGAGUUAGGUUUUUAAAAAGUGAAAGGAAGGUUAGGAAAAUAAAGAUGAGUCAAGUGGAAUUGCAUCCUUAUAUUUCCUAACUGGAACUCUCAGAAAAGAUUUUUGUGUACCUCCCUUUUGGUGUUAAUGGGAGCACCAACUCAUAUGUGGAUCAUCCUCACUUCACUGCUGGUAAAUGGAAGUGUUCUUGAAAGCAAAUGAAUAUACGUUAGAUUCUCAGAAAUUGGAAAAGUUAAUUUUUGAACUAUAACUGCAAUAUACUCCAGCACGAAAACUGAUUUUUCUAGGCUCUGUUGAUUUCUGUGUUAUGUCAUUAGAUUGUUGGAAUGCUCCCUCAGCAGGAAUGCUGUCUUCCAUUAGUUGUAUUGCGUGACUGAAUGCAUCCUCUUUUAAACUUUAGCUUGAGAAAAAGGAUUGCAUAAGGAUUUCUUGCUCUCCACCUCACUUUUGCUCCUGUGUGGACAGGAAGGCCAUACAAUCCCCUGCUCAGAUUAGCUGUGCUGAGUAGGAAGAGUCAUUCAGCCAAGCGAUCUGUGUGCUCUUCCCGUGUUUGUCCAUUUUGAAUAGCAUCCCAAACCUUUGUGAUUAUCAUUGUUUAUUAUUUUUUAUAAUUCUGUCACUUAACCAAAAUAGAUCGGGAUUAGCAUAUUAAAAUUUCCAAUGAUACCUA